AAAAAAAAAAAAGAGUCGAUAAAAUCGAUCAUCAGGUCACAUUAUUCAUCAUUAUCAUCAUCAUCGUGAUAUAUUUCUAUAGUAUGUACACUCAAGCUAUUCACUUGUUUUACGCCACUUCAUUUAUUACCUCCUUGUGGUAGAUAUGUGUAUCAUUGAUAACAACGGGGUUUUCACAAAAGGGAGGAAGGAUUGAGGAAAACCUUCCAAUUUUUCAAUGACCGCCCCUAAAAUGCAUAAAAAACAGGUUUAUUUUUGAAAACAAUAGUUUUCUCUUUUCUUUUCCCUUUUCUUUUCCUUUUUUUUCAAAUCCACCUUUUUUGAACUAUGGAUUAUCUCGUACAAGCUUCUACAACGACAUGGGUGUUAAUGACCUUGGCAAUCUAUUGUGGUGUUGUUCGUUAUUAUCGCUAUAAUGUUUUGAACGAAAUGAAAAGGAAAUAUCCAGAUCCUAAUACAGUAUUGGAAAACCGUGAUGUGGCCUAUGAAAUUUACAGUGAUGUUUUUAGAAAAGAAUUCCCAAACGUUGCCAGGACAUCGUUAGAAUUUGCUCUAUUCAAAACGUUCGUGAUUCCUCCCAUUAGCAAGUUACUUUGUGGUACAGGUGAAUUUGAAAAAAGAUGUACCAAGCGGGCUGAAGAUACUGAAGUUAUUUUGUCUGAAAUGAUUGAUGCUUACCCUCGUAUCCAGAAUCACCUAAUGGAAGGCAAUACAGUAUCAGAGAAAGAAAUUCAUCAACAAUUCCAUCGACAAACCCUCGCCACUGAACGGUUGAAUGAAAUCCAUGGCAAAUAUCCUAUUCGCAAUGGUGAUUACCUUUAUACCAUCUCUCUCUUUUUAUCAGAACCUAUUCGUUGGAUCAAUGCUUUUGAAUGGAGAGAAUUGGAUAUUCGUGAAAUAAAUGCGAUCUUUCGUGUAUGGCAUGACAUUGGGGUGGACAUGAAAAUACAAGAUAUGCCUAGCACCAAAGAGUCACUUUUAAAGUUUAAGGAGGAUUAUGAAGUAAAAGAAAUUCGAUACUCACCUAACAAUUGGAAGUGUGCUGAACCGACGAUUAAACAUCUAUUGACGCGAUUACCACGAAUGAUCUGGCCAAUAGUAUAUGCAACUGUACCUUGUCUGUUGGAGAAGAGAGAGAUCGAUGGGUUUGGACUCCGUCAUCCUCAUUGGCUCAUGGAACUUGUGUUCCACACCGUCGUCAGAGCAAGAGCAUUGUUUAUCCGCUAUUUUUGUCUUCCUCGAUCCAAGUAUCUGUUGCGUACGCCAUUCCAUGCCAAUGAUCAAGGCCGUUAUGUCCCUCAUUUCUUUUUAUAUGAACCCAAGGUGUAUCCAGAUGGUUAUUGUAUUCAUGAACUUGGUCCCGAGAAAAUGAUGCCCAAAUCUUGUCCUGUCCUUCAUCAUCGUCGUCCUGUGGAUACCUGUACCGAAAAAGAAUAGUUUACCCCCUUCAUCCUCUCCAGCGCGCGCUUUUCCCCCUUUUUCUUCCCUUCUAUCUUCCUCCUUCCCUCCUUAUUUACUUCCCCCUUACUUUAGUCAUCGUUUGAAUCAACAAAUCAAAUAAAAAGUAGGAUAUUGAAAAUAA
Messenger RNA from Halteromyces radiatus, 1582 nucleotides. RefSeq lists its product as uncharacterized. Lineage: Eukaryota; Fungi; Mucoromycota; Mucoromycetes; Mucorales; Cunninghamellaceae. Bases 328 to 1437 code for a protein of 369 amino acids. Gene Ontology annotation, molecular function: oxidoreductase activity. The record is from RefSeq and is a predicted model, not a curated record. The transcript is spliced from 4 exons.